Molecule: messenger RNA, 474 nt
Organism: Penicillium macrosclerotiorum
Lineage: Eukaryota; Fungi; Ascomycota; Eurotiomycetes; Eurotiales; Aspergillaceae
Product: E2 SUMO-conjugating protein UBC9
Exons: 4
Coding region: 1-474 (157 amino acids)
Biological process (GO): protein sumoylation
Cellular component (GO): nucleus
Molecular function (GO): SUMO conjugating enzyme activity
Source: RefSeq, a predicted model, not a curated record
AUGACACUCUGCCUCAAUCGCCUGCAAGAAGAGCGGAAACAAUGGCGCCGAGACCAUCCGUUCGGCUUUGUCGCAAAGCCUAAGCGUACUGCGCAGGGCACUUUUGACUUGAAGAACUGGGAGUGUGCAGUGCCUGGCAAAAAAGAUACUCUCUGGGACGGCGGCGUUUUCAAACUGGAUGUGAUUUUUCCAGAUGAAUAUCCUACCAAGCCCCCCAAGUGCAAAUUCAAUCCUCCUCUUUUCCACCCCAAUGUGUAUCCGUCUGGCACUGUCUGCCUGUCAAUUCUGAACGAGGAAGAAGACUGGCGUCCAGCCAUCACCAUUAAACAGAUUCUUCUUGGUAUUCAAGACCUCUUGGAUGAUCCGAACCCCGAUUCACCCGCCCAGGCCGACGCCUACAAUCUGUUUAAGAAGGAUAAGCCCGCCUAUGAGCGGCGGGUCCGUCAAGUCGUCAAGGAAAAUCCACCUAUUUAA